UAUAUCUAGAGAGAGAGAGAGAGAGGAGGAGAGAGAGAGUGCUUUUGGGUCCUUUCAUCUCAUUUCUCCUGUUUUCGUGCAGAUCUCUCCGUACUCUAAUCUAUUCAAUUUCAUUUCUCCUCCUCCGAUUUCAGGAAUCAGUCAACCGAGUCGUCUUCUUCUUCUUCUUCUUCCGUUGAGAGAAUGAAUCUGCCCUAGUUUUACUUAGUUAGUUGUUAAUCAGAAGAAGAAAAAGUGGGGGUUGCUGUUUUAUGAGUUCAAACGUUUGUUGAUUGAACAUGAUAUGAAUCAACGUUGACCUUUGUUGGAGAUGAAAUCUCUCUACCCGUAGAAAGUUUCCUGUGUGCAGGUGUUUUUCUUUCGAUUGUUUCGAUUCAUACAAAGAACGUUGUUAUCUUGGGAGAAAUGGAAGACUUGGGCACCGCGCAAGUGGUUUCUCCUACAGUCAUCCACCAAUCAAUGGUCGGAAGAUUUCAUGAUUCGUAUAAUCCAACAUCCAAGAAACGGGGCCCGCCUUUCCACUCUUCGAAUUCUGUUCAUAACAAGUCUCCUUCUGAUAACUGGAACCCCAAAUCAUGGAAUUGGGACAGUGCAAGAUUUGUAGCUAAGCCAGUGCAAUGUGAUAAUGGAUUCGAUGUGGGAGGAGGGGCCCCACAAAUUCAGAUUCAGACAAGCUUGCCAGCUAGGAAAGAGGUACUAAACGGUGCUCCGAUUCCUAGAAAGCCCGAUCGAACUGGAGGAGAUGAUGAAAAUCUUCGAUUGAAGCUUGGAGGUGAAAAUGGAGGUGGUGUGAAUAAUAAUAAUACUAAUAAUACUAAUAAUAAUAAUAACAAUACAGUGGAGAUGCAAUUGAGGCCUAGCAAGAGAGUGAGAUCUGGAUCGCCAGGUGGCGCUAAUUAUCCAGUUUGCCAAGUCGAUAAUUGUGUUAAAGAUUUGUCUGCCGCAAAGGACUAUCAUAGGCGGCACAAGGUGUGUGAGUUUCACAGCAAAGCUGGUAAUGCAUUAGUGGGGAAACAGAUGCAGAGGUUUUGCCAGCAGUGCAGCAGAUUCCAUCCACUUUCAGAAUUUGACGAGGGAAAAAGAAGUUGUAGGCGCAGACUCGCUGGGCAUAACAGAAGGAGAAGGAAAACGCAGCCAGAAGAUACUGUCAAUGCUCCACAGUCAUUAGUUCCUUGUGCCCGUGACAACACUGUCAAUGAUAGUGACAUCGUUAACUUAUUGGCUGUGCUAAGUCGCGCACAAGGGAACACCGAGGAGAGGAGCGGUAAAAUCCCAGCAAUACCCGACAAAGAUCAGCUCAUACAAAUUCUCAGCAAAAUACAUUCAUUGCCAGCUCAAACAAACAUGCCAUCGAAACCGAAUGGCACUGUUCUCAAUAAUGUACCCUCCGAAAAUCAAAACCAAAUAAAUGGAAAAAACAAUUCUUCAACAUCAACCAAGAACUUGCUCGUUGCUCUUUCAGCUCACACAAGCUCUCAAGGAAGCGACUCCGAAAAAAGUAAGUCACCAUGUGUUGACAACAAUAGAGAUACUAUCAUCGUAUUCCCCACUGUUGGAGGAGAGAGAAGUAGCACAAGCUACCAUUCUCCCAUGGAAGAAGUACAAGAGACCUCCCCGUGUGUGCCUCUAGAGCUGUUCAGUCCCUCGCCCGAAGAUUAUAGGUCGAUGAAACUGCCUUCUGAUGGGAAUUUUCUUUCGUCUGGUAGCAGUAAUCCUUCUGUAGACAGAACACCUCUCUCUUCGCCACCUGUUGUGUACGAUUUAUUUCCGAUGAGGACGAUGAAGGAUGAUUGUUUAUCGAACAAUGUAGGUGAAAUUGCGUAUGUGAAAGCAACGAUGAGUAAUGGGUGCAGUACUUCUCUUCAGCUUUUUGGAAGCUCAAAGUUAGCUACUGAAAAUGGUUCGAUUCAGAGUUCUCCUUAUCGAGCUGGGUAUGCUUCUUCUGGGUCUGAUCAUUCACCAUCGAGCCUCAAUUCUGACGCACAGGAUCGUACGGGUAGAAUUAUUUUCAAAUUGUUUGACAAGGAUCCCAGCCAUUUGCCUGGAUCGCUACAGACUCAGAUAUACAGCUGGCUUUCUAACAGUCCAUCUGAAAUGGAAAGCUACAUCAGACCUGGUUGCAUAGUUCUAUCUCUGUAUUUAUCGAUGCCAUCUUUUACGUGGGAUCAAAUCGACGAAAAUCUUCUUAAUUACGUGAAGUCGUUGGUCAAAGAUGUCGACAUUGACUUUUGGGGAAACGGAAGAUUCUUAGUUCACACGGACCGUCAAAGGGUGUCCCACAAAGAGGGAAAGAUUCGUCUCUGCAAAUCUUGGAGAACUUGGAAUACACCAGAACUGAUCGCAGUCUCACCUUUGGCUGUUGUUGGUGGACAAGAGACAUCUCUUCUAUUGAGGGGUAGAAGUUUGACUGCUCCAGGCACUAUGAUUCAUUGCACUCAUGCAACUGGAUAUAAUAUUAAUGAAGUCCCAUUAUCACAAGACACUCCAUUUGAUGAGGUUACCUUGGCUUGCUUCAAGGUCAAUGGCACACUUGGACGCUGCUUCAUUGAGGUUGAAAAUAAUUUUAAAGGUACCUCAUUUCCAGUAAUUAUAGCGAAUAAUACCAUCUGCCAAGAAUUGAGACUUCUUGAGCCUGAGAUAAAUGGAACUGCUGGAGUAUCUGAUGGUAUUUACAGGGAAAAAGCCCUUGGAUUCCUGGACGAACUUGGAUGGCUUUUCCAAAGAAAACAGAACUCUUUCUUAUUUGGAAUACCUGAUUAUAGAAUAAAUCGGUUCAAAUUUCUUCUUAUAUUUUCCGUUGAGCACGAUUUUUGUGCUUUGGUGAAAACCCUAUUGGACAUUCUGCUAGAACUGAACUUGGGUAGGAAAGGGUUAUUGGAAAAGGAGUCUUUGGAGUUGCUAUCAGAAAUUCACUUAUUGAACAGAGCAGUCAAAAGGAGGUGUUUGAGCAUGGUUGAUUUGCUUGUUCGUUAUUCUGUUAUUGACUCUUCGGAAGCUUCUGGAAAGUUCUUUUUUACACCCGAUAUGGCUGGACCUGGUGGUAUCACGCCUCUACAUUUGGCUGCAUGUACACCGUCUUCAGAUGAUAUGGUUGAUGCUCUCACGAGUGAUCCACAGAAGAUCGGAUUGCAGAGUUGGAAUACCGCCCUCGAUGCAAACGGGCUUUCUCCAUACGCAUAUGCACUGAUGACGAAUAAUCAUUCCUAUAAUGCCCUUGUUGCCCGUAAAAUUGCAGAUAAAGAAAACGGUCAAGUCUCUCUAUCAAUCGAAAACGAGAUCGUUCAGUCUCAAUCAGAAGUGGACAAGAGAGACAAAGCAAUCUCCACAUUCAAUCAAACGCAGAAAUCUUGUUCCAAAUGUGCCCUUGCAGUACGCGUACACAACAGCAAAAAGAAGUUUUCGGGUUCUAAAGGAUUGCUUCAGCGUCCAUAUAUCCAUUCAAUGCUCGUUGUAGCUGCCGUGUGUGUUUGUGUCUGUGUGUUCCUAAGAGGGCAUCCUUAUGUUGGCUGUGUUUCUCCGUUUGCAUGGGAGAAUUUGGGCUACGGUGCAAUUUAAUUUAAUUUAAUACUCACGAGGCUAUUUUGGCAAAUUCGCAAUAGUCAGCAAAGUUUCGAUUAGCAGUUUCCAAGGGUAACUGGAGUUUGUGGUUUUAACUUAUUAAGCUAAUUAUUGCAGCCGUUGUAAAAUCUCGUCGUGGUAACUGGACCUAAGGAGUUACUCACUGUAAGUUUAUUAAUUACUGUAAAGAAAUAGGUGUGCAAUAGUACAGUAUUAGAUAGUAGAAGAUAAAUGUUUUUUUUUUUUUCGUUUCUCGUGAACAUAGUGUACUGCAAUAAGAGGAAUUUAGGGUUGUUAAUUUUGAUUUUUCUCGUUUUUAUCGGUCGAGUAUCUUAUUUAGUAUUUCGUGGCUUUUGGUUGAUUGGCUUCGUUUGAUGCACACUUUGUUUUUCGCUAAUGCGAAGUGAAAUAUCCUCGUGUGCGGCUCUCGUUUUGUUGGAUGGAAGGUCUUUCUCUUGGCGAUGGAUCUUUGAUAUUAUUAAUUAAGUUGUUCCAUAAGUUCAUCUUGUAUAUCAUUUCAGACUUACACUGUUUCUUACUUUAUAAUUUGAGUUGUGAUA
Molecule: messenger RNA, 4118 nt
Organism: Erythranthe guttata (spotted monkey flower)
Lineage: Eukaryota; Viridiplantae; Streptophyta; Magnoliopsida; Lamiales; Phrymaceae
Product: squamosa promoter-binding-like protein 14
Cellular component (GO): nucleus
Molecular function (GO): DNA binding
Source: RefSeq, a predicted model, not a curated record